AUGUCUUUUGACCCGAAGUUUUUUCACGAAGUUGUUGUUAACGGUCAUUCGGGUCCCAGCAGUUUUGUUGUCCCUCACCGUUACACUCGACUCUCCUUUCUAAGCGCUGGUGCUCAAGGAACCGUUGUGAAAGCUUAUGAUACUGUUACGCAGAAGAAUGUUGCAAUAAAGAAGGUGCACAACCCGUUUAUAACGCCAAUGAAUGCUAAACGAACUUACCGAGAAUUUGUGUUGUUAGCAACAAUGCAUCACGUUAAUUUGAUUCAGCUAGACUUUGCGUUUACACCACAAAAGUCUCUAGAGACUUUUGAAGAAAUUUAUUUGGUUAUGGAACUUAUGGAUUACAAUUUGUAUCAGUUAAUCAGAAUUAUGAAGAUUAAUCACACCAACCUUUCCUUUUUCACCUACCAAAUGGUUGUUGCAAUGAACUACAUGCAUCGAAGUGGAAUUAUUCAUAGGGAUCUUAAACCAAGCAACAUUGUUGUCAGUCAGAAUUGUGUGCUAAAAAUCUUGGAUUACGGCUUAGCUAGGAAAAUCGAAACAAAUGAAAGGAUGUCAAUGUAUGUUGUCACAAGACACUAUCGAGCUCCUGAGGUCAUCCUUGGCUUACCGUACACAGAAAAAGUUGAUGUUUGGUCCAUUGGUUGCAUUUUGGCUGAAAUGGUAACUGGCAAAAUUCUUUUCCCCGGUUCUGAUCGUUUCAAUCAGUGGAUAAAAAUUAUUGAAUUGCUUGGAACUCCAAAUAAGGAAUUUAUUGAAAGACUAGAUCGUCACGCAAGGAUGUUCGUUGAAAGCAAAGGAUCUAUGCCUGCAAAGAAGAUGGAAGAGUUAUUCCCAGAUAGUCUUUUUACUGAAGAAAGACCUGAAGUGCCUGCUUUAAAUGCAGCAAACGCGAGAGAUUUGUUGUGCAAAAUGUUACAAAUUGAUCCUGAUAAUCGAAUCAGCAUUGCUGAAGCAGUACAACAUCCGUACAUUUCUAUGUGGUUUCGUACUGAUGAGUGGGAUACACCUUUGCCAGAAAACAGAUACGAUCCUAAUACAGAUCUUGUGGAUAAGCCAAUUAAUGAAUGGAAAGAGAUGCUGUACAAGGAGGUAAGGCAGUUUGAAGUGACUCAUCCUAUAUUUCAAAGUGCUGUGUGA
Molecule: messenger RNA, 1140 nt
Organism: Enterobius vermicularis (human pinworm)
Lineage: Eukaryota; Metazoa; Nematoda; Chromadorea; Rhabditida; Oxyuridae
Source: the annotation of a GenBank genome assembly